GAAACCCCGCUGUAUCAGCAGGCUGAGAUGCUUAAUUCUCAGUGCCGAACAUCUCCGGCCAACUUCAAAGCAGCUGCGAAGCGUUUAUUGCCUCCUGAUGGUGCAAAGGCAACAACUGGAAAGGGAAUGUCAAACAGGGCAAACUCGGGUGAUGAAUGACACAAAGACAACACCCUCCAGUGGCCUCCGGCGCGGUAGAGCCGCCGGGAAUCCCCACGGAAGCCCGACCCAGAGCGCGGCGGCGGCGCCCGGCGGGCCUCGCGUGCGGACCCCCAGCGGCCUCGGACGCGCGGGAGGCGCCUGCCCGGGCGGGCGGCGGCGCCGGCUCUGCUGUUGUGUUGCUCCCUCAUUGGCCAGGCGUGGGUGGAGGGAAGUGAGGAACAGGAAGCAAACGGAGGCACCGACCUGAGGAACACUCAAAAUGAACAUUUAAGAGCAAGCCCGGGAACUGACGGUGGAGGGGUGCGAGUUCCGAGGGGACGCCGGAAAAGCCCGCGAGGUGCACCCCUGACGACCGCCCUCCGGGGCGAACGACCGCUCCAGAGCGCGACCCAGACGCCCUGCCCGCGGCCCCGGCGCGGCGGCCCGGCUUCGGCUCACCAGCCGGCCCGGCCUCGGCAGCACUCACAGCAUGAUCCGCGAAACGUGCAGCCGCACCGGGACGCUCCUGUCUUUGAAGGCGGUGGUGAUGAAGCAGCCGAAGCACCUCAGAAUUUUUCAUGAAAGGAGCUUCGAAAGGCAGAAGUGCACAGACCCACGAAAGUCAUAAUUACACUGCUGCUUGGUCUGGGGAGGCAUUUAUUCGUCUGGUCAGCCAUUUAGCGUGGUGCAGUCGGCUUUUCACUGCUCUGACCUCAGUGAAGUCGUUCAUGUGGAUGUUGGUCUGAUGGACGCAUGUACCUUAUGGUCACUCUGUUCUUUCCACGGGACCAGCUGUUCAGGAGCACCACGGACGAGAGCCAGGCACAUUUGAGACUUGGAUCUCACUAAAGACCGCCGCAGAUUCUUCUGCAGCAAUGUCGGUGUUAGAAGAAAAUCGGCCAUUUGCUCAACAAUUGUCCAAUGUCUACUUUACAAUACUUUCGCUGUUCUGUUUUAAGCUUUUUGUGAAAAUCAGCCUUGCAAUCCUCAGUCAUUUCUACAUCGUGAAAGGCAACCGCAAGGAAGCGGCAAGGAUAGCAGCUGAAUUUUAUGGAGUAUCCCAAGGACAAGGUUCCUGGGCAGAUCGAUCACCACUACAUGAAGCAGCAAGUCAAGGUCGCCUUCUUGCUCUGAGAACAUUAUUAUCACAGGGUUAUAAUGUCAAUGCAGUAACCUUAGACCAUGUCACCCCACUGCACGAAGCCUGCCUUGGAGAUCACGUGGCGUGUGCCAGAACUCUGCUGGAAGCAGGGGCUAAUGUAAAUGCAAUCACAAUAGAUGGCGUGACUCCAUUAUUCAACGCAUGCUCCCAAGGCAGUCCGAGCUGUGCAGAGCUGCUUCUGGAGUAUGGCGCCAAAGCCCAGCUGGAGUCAUGUCUUCCGUCCCCCACGCAUGAGGCUGCCAGUAAAGGUCACCAUGAAUGUCUUGACAUCCUGAUAUCCUGGGGCAUAGAUGUUGACCAAGACAUUCCUCAUUUGGGAACUCCUCUCUAUGUAGCUUGUAUGUCACAGCAAUUCCAUUGCAUCUGGAAGCUUCUCUAUGCUGGUGCUGAUGUACAGAAAGGCAAGUAUUGGGAUACUCCAUUACAUGCGGCUGCUCAACAAUCCAGUACAGAAAUUGUAAACUUACUGCUAGAAUUUGGAGCAGAUAUCAAUGCCAAAAAUACAGAGCUUCUGCGACCUGUAGAUGUAGCUACGUCCAGCAGUAUGGUGGAAAGAAUACUGCUUCAACAUGAAGCUACCCCAAGCUCUCUUUGCCAACUCUGCCGACUCUGCAUCAGACACUACAUAGGAAGUCCAAGAUUGCACCUUAUCCCGCAGCUCCAGCUGCCAACAUUACUGAAGAAUUUCUUACAGUAUCGAUAAAACAGUAAAAUAAUUCUAAAUACCUUGAAAUAAUUCUAAAUACCUUGAAAAUCAAAAUUUUUAUUUCUUUUGCUUAAGGAAUAUUUCAUAUUAAAAUAUGCUAAAGACAGGGUAAAAGUGAGUAUGAGAUCACCCAGGGAAGCAGUAAAAUAUCAAUUUUAAUUUUAAGUGUAUUAGUUAGUACUACUGUUUUAUAAUGUAUACUGUCUUUGGUUUAUCACAUAUUUAUAAUAUCUAUUUUUUGUUAUUUCAAUAUAUCCUCUUGUUGACUUAGAUAAAAAAGUAUCUUAUGCUUUCUUUCAGAUUGGAAAGAAAACUCUUAGUAAAGUUAUUCAUAUUAUAUUUUAAAAGGGCUAUAUUCUUCAAUUAAUGGGUUAACUUUUUAAUUUUUGCUAUUAUAAUUGGCUAACUUGUUACUGAUGUUGACAUAAAAUAUGAGUAUCUUAGCAAAGAGCAUCUAAUAUGCUUUCUGAAACCAACAUGAUGCUCAUUCAGGAAAUCCACUAUGUUGAAUGAUGUCCACUGGUCAUUAAAAUGACCACUUCAUAAAGAUAAAUUGCCUACGCCCUUACCCCCCUCAAAAGACUCACAAGUCACUUCUUUUCUCCAUAGUAUGUGGACGUGUUACAGAAAAGUGAUAAAAUGAAAGGUCAAUACUGCCCUCUCACCCUGAGAUAUUUAGAACAUUACACACCUGGUAAGGCUAUUUUAAGACCUCCUCCUUUUCAGGAGUAGCUCCUGAUCAUUUCUUAUCAGUGCUUUUACAUAUAUAUUAUUCUAGCCUUCUUCCAUUUCAGAAAUUGUCAAUAGUUGGUGAUACUUGGACUUAAGAAAAUGAACCAUAUAUCUAAUUGACGGAGAGGCCCUGGGUCAUAUUCUGAGGAUCAUCAAAUCAUUCUGCAGAUAUUAAAAUAAUGCAAGAUAAAAAAACUCAAAUUGUGGAGCUUUUUUCGUGGGGGGUAAAUAAUUUUCUUUUUUUAAAUUAUACUUUAAGUUCUGGGGUACAUGUGCAGGUUUGUUACCUAGGUAUACACGUGCCAUGGUGGUUUGCUGCAUUCAUCACCCCAUCAUGUACAUUAGGUAUUUCUUAUAAUGCUAUCCCUCCCCUAGUCCCCUACCCCCUGCUAUUCCUCUCCUAGCCCCCACAAUAGCAAAAACUUGGAACCAACCCAAAUGUCUAUCAGUGAUAGAUGAUAAAUCGUGGAGCUUUUAAAGAGUGGGUGCCAUUUAAUACAUUUGGAGAUCUUAAAAAAUGUAUAUAGUGAACUUAAUUGCACUGUUUCUAAUUCUUUUUACACAAAACAAGGGUUUACAGUAUACUGUAUUUGCAAGUAAUAGCAACAGACAAUAUUGUAUAAAAAAAGACACUACAGAGCUAGUCCUCUGCAAGGGUAAAUACUACGUUUAUUCACUUCAGCUUUAACUAUACUUGAGUGCAAUAGAAAACAUAAUAAAAUGUUAUGCCUUUUUUGUAAUUCAGGGUCUAUUAUGAUUUUACAAAUAAGAUAAUUAACAUACAACUCUGCAUAAAACAAAAACAGCUUUUGGUGAGUUAUACAGAUAUAUUAAAUUUCGAUAAAGUAAAUAUUUGGACCACUAUUUUCAACAGCCCUGGGCUUAUUUUCUUGUGACUUCUUGGCUAACUUCCAGAGAUUGUAUAUGAGCCCAGAUCACUAAGCUUGCAUUUUGGCAGGCAAAUAAAACAUCACGUGAGAUUUAAAUCGUUUGUUGAGAUUUUCAAACAUAGAAAUAAAGCUGUGGCAUAUGCAUUAAACACUGUUUUCUAUGUGGAUAUGGCCCUUUAAAUGUCUGUUGCAUAGAAUAUCUCAGUCUAACACAUUCGUAAUGGAUAAUGUACAUUAAAAUGGAGUUCUUAUUACAGAAUAACCUGGUUAAACAGAUACUAAAGCUGCUUUUUGGUAAAACAGGUUUCCACCAGUAUUUUCCCUGAGCUAGAGGUGAAGUCUUAGAUUGUAAGAGUAAUGCAACACAUCUAUCUUAUUGGUCUUGGUCCAGUAAGAGAAGUAAACAGCAAACAUGAAAAUGGAUACUUUACAAUUUCAGUAUAUCUGUACCUUGUAUCUUAGCUUGAGUAUGAUUGUCUUAUCGAAGUAGUGUUCUAACUUAAAUAUAUCGUAUGUUUGUUAUUAUAUUAAAGUGUGAUGAUUAUUCAUUGGAGUAAAA
Molecule: messenger RNA, 4190 nt
Organism: Callithrix jacchus (white-tufted-ear marmoset)
Lineage: Eukaryota; Metazoa; Chordata; Mammalia; Primates; Cebidae
Source: RefSeq, a predicted model, not a curated record